CGGACCGCCGCCCAGUCUUCCGGAAACGGUCUUUCACUAGCGCUCGCUCCUCGACGUCAUGAGUAGCCGGGGGGAAAGGGCCGUACCAAUCAUCGGGCGUGCUUUGGAGCACUUCGUGCUUUGUGAUCCAUCCAUUUAACCAUCUCUGCUCUCCAUUCAUCCAUCAAUCAACACUCUGCCCUGUUGAGGUCGAUACCUCCUUGACUGACUACCCUCCAUCGAUACCACCUCCACCCCUCCGCGUUCGGCAUGUCCAAACCCAUUCACAAUCGAGGAAGCGCAGCAGAGCAAGGAGCCGCCAUCCGCCGCCAAUUCGAAGGCCAACAGCAAAAGCGCUUCUCCUCCCAGAUCCAGACGGAUCGUCUGCACCAUCGCGAGACUCCACCACCGGCCAGCGACGAUGCAUCCGCGGUAAGGAGGUCGUCCACUCGCAGAAAGAGGAGGACCCACAAGCCGGCUGGGGACGAGGAGUCAGUAGGGGCAACAUCCGCUGAGGAGAGCCGCUACCGUGACUCGCUGCGCAACAACAGGGAUAGCAUCCGGAAGACGAGCACGAUCGCGAAUGAGCCGCCUCCGCCAUCCCGAGCUGCAGUCACUGACAAGCCAAGGGAGGAAGAGCCGGAGACGCAGCGUAGCAAGAGGGGGUCGAGGGCACUGAGGAAGAAGGAGACAGAGGCUGAUGUGGCUGCUGCGCCCGUCGCUGCUGUCCCUCCUGCUUCAAGGAGGGGAAGGGAUCCAGAGAAGGCGGCCGCCGCUGACGAGGAGCCCGCUGACGAAGAGCCAGCGGAGCCUGCUGACCCGGAGCAUGACUCCAAAGCCAAGGAAGCAGCGGGCGCAGGUGGCCUCAUGGCUGCUCUUGGCCUCGGAGGCUGGGGAGCCAAGAAGGCUCAGGACGAUGCUGAGCCUGCAAAAAAAGAGAAGCAGCCCACGGAGAAGGUCGUUGAGAAGCCGGCGAAGCGCAGCAAGUCGAAGAAAGAGAAGUCCAAGCCCGUGGCGGCUGUUCCAAUUGGCAGCGAAGGGCGACGUCGCAACUACGCCAAAAAGGACAAGGCCGCAGCUGCCGCGCCUGUCUACGAUGGGGAUGGGCAGCCGAGCGAAUCUGCUGCAGAGCCUGUCGAGCAGGAAGAGGACGAGGAAGACGAGGAGGACGAGAGUCACGCUGGAACCGGAGCCCUCGCUGCUGGUGGAGCUGCCGCUGCCGCUGGAGCUGGAGGCGCUGCUGCAGCAUCUCACGGCGAGCGCAAGUCGGUCCCCCUCGAGAAGAAGGGCCGCAUCUACUCCCUCACCGGUAUCGACAAUCUCGCACUCAUGCUCGAGGAUGCUGGCUACCAAACGGCAUGCUUCAGCGUCUACCUCUUCAAGACGAAGCUCGAUUAUGAUACGGUGCUCAACUUCUUCGAGAAGCUGGCUGAGGCGUACCCGAAGUAUCGCUACGUCUGUGAGCUCAACCCGAGUGACGCGACAAAGAAGGAUAAGGCAGCUCGCAAGGGUCAGGCAACUUCCACCUCGUCCACCUCGUCCUCCUCGCCCAACCCAGGCCGCAAGACAGGCUACUCCAAGAGUCUCAAAGCCGGUGGCAAUUUCCGCCCAGCCAAGUGGCGCGUUGAUGAGACUUUCGACGUAGCGCAGAACAUUCGCGUCGUCAAGGCGCAGAACGACGGCAGCGACGACGACCUUUACGACGUGUGCGGCGACUGUCUCGGCACCCACUUCGACUUCAAUAAGCCCCUUUGGGAGGCCACGGUCGUGCACGGCCUGCAUACGUCCGGAGGCGCCCGUUCGGCGCUGAUGAUCAAGAUCCACCAUGCAUUCUCCGAUGGGCAAGGCAUGAUCCAGUCGUACCACUCGGCCAUCGAGGCCAUGUCUACUGGCGUGACGGUGGAGAGUAAACAAGCGGAGAUCGACUCGCAGGUGGCCCGCGCCAGCGCCAAGCAGAAGAAGACGACAGAAGAGCAAGUCCGCGAGAAGUCCGAUGGCGAGGAGCAGGAGAAGAAGAUUGGCUCGCGCAAUGUCAAGCCCACGGUGGGUGGGACUAUCUCCCACUCGUGGCACACGGUGCGCGGCCUCUACUUCCGCAAGCGAAAGGCAUUCACCUACCCGGAUUCUGCAGGCAAAGACGCCGUACGUCGCUAUGGCGCUCAGCUGGGCAAGAAUGAGCGACCCUCGACCCGCCUCUACGCUCACUCGGACGGCAUCUCCAUGUCGGACAUCAAGCUCAUCCGACAAGCCUUCUCGACGGACAAGGUCAAUCUGUCACUCAACGACGUUGCCUGCGCUCUGCUCAGUCGUGCGCUGCGUAUCGCUGCGGAGACCAUGGCCUCCAAGCAUGGUCAGAAGGUCUCGGACAAGCGCAUCGCCGUCUUCAUUCCCAUCUCCAAGCGACCAAAAGGCGACUGGAGCCUAGCCAAUUACACGACAGGUGCCAUCGCCUGGUUCCGCUUCCACGAGCCGUCUAGGUAUGGCUUCGAGUCAUUGCUGAUGCAGGUGAAUCGCGAGAUGAACAGGAUCAAGCGCUCCAAGCUCCCCGGGAUCUGGUACGACGUCUUUGGUGCAUUUGCGAAGAGACGAUUCUUCAUGAUGCCCAACUACCCGAUCGCGAGGCAGAUCUUCCAGUCAGCGUACAGAGAGUACAACGUCUUCACCAACGUGCCCGGACCCCCCAAGCCAGUCAGCUUCGGCAAGCACGAGGCCUUCUCGUAUCACGUUCUACCGCCUUCGUCGCCAGGCAAAUCCACUCUCGCGAUGGGCGCCAUCUCUUACGCGGGAGAGUUCAGCUUGGCCGUCUCGUGCGAUGGGGUGAGGGAGUUCAAGGAGGGGAAUCUGCCGGAGACCAUCUGCCAGGCCUUUCAGCAGGCGUCGCAGGAGCUGGUCAGGGUGGCAAAGGAGAAGAUGGACGCGUAAGCGCGCGUGAGUAUGUCACAGUCGGGUUCAGUACCAUACAGAUCACCACCACUUUCUUUUGGACCGUUUCCUCCCACUACUGUCGCUUCUCGGCAACCGCGAUUGAAGGACAGCAUCACACUCUUUACUUCAUUGUCUCUGUUGCUCAAUUAAAUGAUCUGGUAUACCACGUCUUCCGC
Jaminaea rosea is the source of this 3080-nucleotide messenger RNA. RefSeq lists its product as hypothetical. The transcript has a single exon. Gene Ontology annotation, molecular function: diacylglycerol O-acyltransferase activity; long-chain-alcohol O-fatty-acyltransferase activity. Gene Ontology annotation, biological process: triglyceride biosynthetic process. The coding region runs from base 250 to 2901 and encodes 883 amino acids. Lineage: Eukaryota; Fungi; Basidiomycota; Exobasidiomycetes; Microstromatales. The record is from RefSeq and is a predicted model, not a curated record. Gene Ontology annotation, cellular component: plasma membrane.